Molecule: messenger RNA, 2175 nt
Organism: Macrobrachium nipponense
Lineage: Eukaryota; Metazoa; Arthropoda; Malacostraca; Decapoda; Palaemonidae
Gene: mRpS30
Product: large ribosomal subunit protein mL65-like
Exons: 9
Coding region: 118-1356 (412 amino acids)
Biological process (GO): translation
Cellular component (GO): mitochondrial large ribosomal subunit; ribosome; mitochondrion
Molecular function (GO): structural constituent of ribosome
Source: RefSeq, a predicted model, not a curated record
GCAUUUUUUGGGUGCAGUUACUAUCUUCGAAGGCUUGUACGAUUUUAAACCAAUUGCUCUAGUCCAUGUGUUAGGCAUGUAUCAUUGUUUAUAUUCUUAUGGCAUCUAAACAUAUUAAUGACACUUUGGCCAGGUUCUGUCAUUGUUUCUUUUUUCCUUUUUAGGGAAAAUACCAAUAAGAUUGCUAUCACUGAGAAUUUCUUUUAUGGACUUCACAAGGUAGUGAAUGGAGCGUUGGCACCAACUGUCGAGCAUAUAAAAGAAAGCACAGUUGACGUGAGGCCACGUAUACAAGCUUUUUGGUUUUUAGGUGGUAUAGAGCCAGACAGGAUCCUUAAAAAGACCAGAAAGAAUUGUCCACUAACUAAGGACAUAGAGAAUGAACCUGUAGAUCGACCUAUGCAGAGUACUUCUACCCCGGCAUUGUGUGUUCGUGGCAAUCUUAGUCUUCCUGAAAUAGUGCCCUUAAACCAUUCCCUGUCUACCUCUGGGCAUGUUCCAGUUGAAACCUUAGAUCCCCGUGCCUAUGGCUACAAAUUCAAGCACGGUCAUGCCACAACUUUGACAGGGUUUUGGCCUGGGGAUAGUAAGGAACAUGCACAAAUUUGGUACCACACAGAUACUUGUUUGGAAAGAAGCAUGGCUUUGAUAUCUGACAAAUAUGUAGAAGAUUAUUUGCAGCAGAAAAUGAUUGUGGCUUCUUUCAGCCAGGCACUUGCACAUGCUAGUUAUUUGGGAUUUACUUGUGUGAAUGAAUUGACAUACCCAAUUGUACAGCAGUCUGUCAUAUCUGAUGGUAGAAAAUGGCAUUUUAGCACUUAUCAAAUGAACACUUGUGCCUUGCAUUCGGAGCGUGCUAUUGAAAAUCCAGUCAACAACAUUUUGUGGUUGAAUGAUGAACAGUUCUUAUUUGAGGCUGUUGAAGAUUCAGGUGUAAAGGGUUUCAAUGUUGAUGUUCUAGCGAAUCUUGUUGCCAUGUAUCUGAAGAAGGGAAUCACGAGAGAUGAUGCGACACCUUAUUUAGCUCCUUAUAAGUAUCUAGCGCACCACCCUGCUUCGGAAGAGUAUCGUCAGGAAUUCAGAGAUUUUCUCUGUAAUUACGUGCUAUCUGGACGUCCCCGACGAAUCCAAAAGCCUGAGAUAUAUCUGUGGGAAAAAAUCUACAAGAUAGACUUCAAGACACGACCAUAUGAGCCACCGAGGAGAUUCUUUGAACCCCACUAUGCACAGAAGCAUCCUGGUCAGAGACGACUCGAUGACUAUAGUGCAGUAUACAUACCAAAGGCCCUUAGGAAAAAUAAAAAAAUAAGAACAAAACCAAGAAUAAAUUCUGAAGAGCUGUUUAAAUAUGACUGAAGAAUCUCUUUUUGAAGUGCAGAAAUUCGUCAAUUGUAACAGACAGGUCGACAAAACUAAUCUUUCACAGAAGCUGAUGCAUUCUUAUGUCAAAAAUAUCCUCAGAUGCAUCAAAAGCAUUGCAGAGUAUACAUCUUUCUGAUAAAUAUAGGGCUUUUUUAAGAUAUGUUACGUUAUAUUUAAUGUAUCUUAUCUGUCAGUUGUAAUCACAGGACACUUAACAACUUUUAACUGUUGUUGGUACUUAAGGCACUGGUCUGCUUCAAAAUACUUCACUUGUGGUGCAAGACACUGUUUAACAGUAAUGUAGAAUUGCAUUUAUUCCAUAUUUCUGUAAUACCUACCAAGAAUAAUUGUUCAGAAACUGUUCUUUUCCUGUUAAUCCUAACAGUUUCCGCUUCUACCACCAAAUUAUGCAAGUCGCCGAGUGUCAAGUCAAUAUGACUAUUCUAUUCCAAGUAGUCAGUAGUCUUAAGGAGUCAAUUGCAGUUUAUAAUAUCAAGAAAAAAGUUUAUCGCUGUGAGCAAGCACCAAGAACAUGUCCUGGUGUAAAACACUGUAAGGAAGCCUGUAUUCCAGAACCCUUAAAAAAAAUUUGGCAAUUCGAUUCACCAAGAGUCUGGUUUGUGGAUGGUCCAUUGGAGCAUAGAAUUGCAAGUGUCUCAGGAGUCCCGUAAUGGAUUUUUCACUCUUGGAUAAAGCUGUAAUGGAAAAAAGGAUUUUUUAGGUAAUUGUUCAUUGUAAUAUAAUGUAAAUGGUAAUUUAAGAUUUUAUAAUUUAUGGAUUAUUUGUACAGGAGGAAGUAAAAAUCAGUAUACA